GGGGGCGCUGUGAGCAGCUGAACUCCCGGGGAAGAUGGCGGCGGCGGCGCGGGCGGUUGGCGGCGGCGCGCGGCGGUGUCAGAGUUUCGGCUUCUGCUUCGGGAAGACGUCGUGGCUGCGGCAGGUCCAUGUGCACCAUUACAGGUGCUGUGGGAGUCUGCCAUUUGUGAAACCCCAAUUGCCUGUCUUUCUCAAGUUCUCUCUCGCAGACAACACACAGAUCAGAUUCUUCAGAUCCACUGCUGUUGCCAAUGGACAGGUCGUUCAGUUCAAACUUUCUGAUAUUGGAGAAGGAAUUGUAGAGGUUAAUGUGAAAGAAUGGUAUGUGAAGGAAGGAGACACAGUUUCACAGUUUGAUAGUAUCUGUGAAGUUCAGAGUGAUAAAGCAUCUGUUACAAUCACAAGCCGCUACGAUGGAGUGAUUCGCAAACUUUACUACAAUGUAGAUGACACAGCUUUUGUGGGGAAGCCACUGGUGGAUAUAGAGACAGAGGCUGUGAAAGAUGUGGCCUCCGAGCAGGAUGUUGUAGAAGCUCCAGCCGUGUUGAAUGAGGAACAUACACACCAGGAAAUAAAGGGCCAAAGAACUCUAGCAACUCCAGCCGUGCGCAGGCUGGCCGUGGAGAACAAUAUAAAACUAAGUGAAGUGGUGGGGACUGGAAAAGAUGCACGAAUUCUUAAAGAGGAUAUACUGAACUACUUGGCCAAACAAACCGGAGCCAUUUUACCCCCAUCACCCGAGAUUCGUCCACCAUCACCAUCUCCGGCCAGACCAGCAGUGCCAUGUAUCCCUACACCAACAUUCACUGGGAAAGAUAGAACUGAACCAGUGAAAGGAUUCCAGAAGGCGAUGCUGAAGACCAUGUCUGCGGCCCUGAAAAUCCCUCACUUUGGCUAUUGUGACGAGGUGGAUGUGACUGAGUUGGUGAGAACAAAGGAAGAACUGAAGAAAGUGGCUCUGGCUCGGGGAAUCAGACUCUCUUUCAUGCCGUUCUUUUUAAAGUCAGUAUCGCUGGGUUUGCUGCACUUUCCCAGCCUGAACGUGACAUUGGAUGAAAACCAGAAUAUCACUUAUAAGGCUUCACAUAACAUUGGAAUAGCAAUGGAUACAGAGCAAGGGCUGCUCGUUCCUGUUAUUAAGGAUGUUCAGGUUCUGAGUAUCUUUGAGAUUGCAGCAGAACUGAACCGAUUACAGACUCUGGGCACCUCAGGGCAGCUGGGGACCAACGAUCUGACCGGAGGGACGUUCACUCUCUCAAACAUCGGUUCAAUUGGUGGCACUUAUGCAAAGCCAGUGAUUCUCCCCCCGGAGGCAGUGAUCGGAGCAGUGGGAAGGAUACAGGUCCUGCCCCGAUUUAAUAGCAAAGGUGAAGUGAUCAGAGCUCACAUCAUGAAUGUCAGCUGGUCGGCCGAUCACCGGAUUAUUGACGGGGCCAGUGUGGCUCGCUUCUCAAACCUGUGGAAAUCUUACUUGGAAAAUCCAGGGUCCAUGUUACUUGAUUUAAAGUGAGGAAGGGCGGAGGCAACGAGCAGAGCUAUAAGGGAUUGGGUGCAGUUAUUUUAUUUUGGCCUUGCUGUGAUUAUAAGUGCUGCCUCUACUUGUUUGUAUUCUAUACAGCGGUUUGUCUAGAUUCAUCCCUGUUCUUUACAAGUUAGGUUCCUGCCUCUGUGUCACUGCAAUCAGAAAUUGAAGUAGGGGUGAUUUAUACUAAGGCUGUGUCAGCCUCUUCUCCCCCCAAUAAACCGGUGCUUAGUAUAACUGACUAAUGUAGUGAGAACAUUGCUCUCAUCUCUGCACUCUUCAUGACCCUGACACUUUCAGCCUGAGAGACGUCACAUCCUUUUGUUACACAAUAACGGCUGCAGAAUGACCUCUGUAAAUGUCCGAGUUUUUAAACCUGUACAAAACUCGAGAACCUUGAUACGGAUUAUGUUUAGAAUAAGCUAAUUGUCUUUUUAGCACAGAAAAUACUACUCUGUUCAAAAAGUGUUAAUGUAAACCAUCCAAUGGCAUUAAUAUGGAACUUUCUGGACCUGAUUUUUUAAAAAUAGUCCAAAGAUUACGCACAGAUAAAUAAAUUGUUCCGAUCUUUACAGGAUUGGUUCCAAUAAAUAUUAUUGAAAACAAUAACCAUGA
Molecule: messenger RNA, 2137 nt
Organism: Callorhinchus milii (elephant shark)
Lineage: Eukaryota; Metazoa; Chordata; Chondrichthyes; Chimaeriformes; Callorhinchidae
Gene: dbt
Product: dihydrolipoamide branched chain transacylase E2
Exons: 11
Coding region: 35-1510 (491 amino acids)
Cellular component (GO): cytoplasm; mitochondrion
Molecular function (GO): acetyltransferase activity; lipoic acid binding
Source: RefSeq, a predicted model, not a curated record